AUGGGUGUUAGGGAGAGGUUGCAGGCGAAGACCGCUGUAGCAGCAUCCAAUCCUCCCAAGCACUCUGGAAUGCACAUUCCGAAGUCCCGCGCCAAGACACCAGCUGGCUGCUCAUCUAGGAAGACAAACCUACUGCCCCCGCCCCCUAGUUCCUCUGGUAGUGAACAAGAGGGUAAUGAUUCCGCAGAGGCAGAGCAACAGCCAAUGGAUGUCCUGCCUGGAAAUGCUCCAAUGGCGCAACUUCCAAUGACAUCCACAGCCGACCUAGUCCCACAGCUGGAACAGGAUGCCCAGCCUGCGCCGGCCAAUGCCAUGGAUGCCGAGCCAACAGCAAGACACAUCUGGCAAAGCAUCCAGGACCUUGGCAGGAGAGUAGAUUUCUUCGCCACCAAUGAGCAGGUGGAGGCAUUGGAGGUAAGAGUUGCUUCAGCGGAGACCAACUUCAACCAAUGGUUGAACAUCUCGGAUGCAUGGCGGAGAGUGAUGUCCACAUCUUGA
Suillus fuscotomentosus is the source of this 498-nucleotide messenger RNA. RefSeq lists its product as uncharacterized. The transcript has 2 exons. NCBI's taxonomy places the organism in Eukaryota, Fungi, Basidiomycota, Agaricomycetes, Boletales, Suillaceae. The coding region runs from base 1 to 498 and encodes 165 amino acids. The record is from RefSeq and is a predicted model, not a curated record.